Messenger RNA from Amyelois transitella, 1962 nucleotides. Its product is annotated as facilitated trehalose transporter Tret1. Gene Ontology annotation, cellular component: membrane. Bases 434 to 1912 code for a protein of 492 amino acids. The transcript is spliced from 8 exons. Gene Ontology annotation, biological process: transmembrane transport. NCBI's taxonomy places the organism in Eukaryota, Metazoa, Arthropoda, Insecta, Lepidoptera, Pyralidae. The record is from RefSeq and is a predicted model, not a curated record. Gene Ontology annotation, molecular function: transmembrane transporter activity.
AUGAAAUUUUGUGAGCAUAUUGAGUAGAUCUGAGAAUCGGCCAACAUCUAUUUAUCAUACCCGCAAAAUGCAAAAUAACGUUUGUCGGAACAGCUAAUAUAACUCUAAUAUGUUUUCACAAACAAAAAUAUCCGUGUGGUUCCGGGCACAAACGUUUUAAUCAAAUAUCAAUUUGAAUAAAACGAUAAUGUCAAUAAACAUGUAGCUCCAAUCCGUGAAAUCUUUGAAAUCGCGAUUUAGAUUCUUCGCUGCUAUUGGUUGAGCGCGUCAAUUUCUUCGCGAUGAUUGACAGUAGUUGUUUGAUUGGAUGUUGUGACUAGUGGCGUAGAGAUGUCGCCACAAACAAAUAAGCACAAUUAUAUAGUUCACUGGGCUAUAUUACCAGAAAAGCAUGAAAGAAAUAUUUUAAUUUAUUUUUUUAAGCAUUUACAAUAUGAAUCAAAGGCAGGUGAACUUAAUGCUAGAAGCAUUUUCUACCAGUCAGCCCUCAAAAAAUGUCGCCUACCUAACGUCUCUCACUGGAUACAUUUACGCCUGGCCAUCAUUCACAUUAGAGAAUUUCAAAUCGAACGAAACAGUGCUAUCACACCCCAUGAGCUCUAUGGAACUCGGUCUACUAGGAAGCCUGACGAAUAUAGGAGCGCUGGUGACCACUCCGUUCUGCAGUUGGGCGUUGAACGUUCUGGGCAGAAAGUACUCGGCUAUUCUGUUUGGCCUGCCUUUUGUGCUAGCAUGGACGAUUAUAUACAUAAACAAUACUGUAGCAGUAGUCCUCGCCUGCGUUGCUUUAUCUGGAGCCGGGGCAGCAGGCCAAGCUGUGUCGUCAGUGUUCAUAGCUGAAAUAGCUGAAGAUUCCAUCAGAGGAGCAUUCGCGUCUACAACAGUCACCGGUUACUAUAUAGGACUGUUAAUAUCCUAUAUUUUAGGAGGUUUAUUGGACUACCAUCAAGUGGUGUUUGCAAAUUUGGCGCUGUCAGUUUUGUAUAUACUUCUGAUAGCGUUGCUGAAGGAGUCUCCGGUUUAUCUGAUGCAGAAGGGGAAGGAGAAGGAAGCCCGAAAAGCUCUAGCCUUUUACCGUCAAGUAGAUAUUACGUCCAAAGAAAUAGAACUAGAAAUAAACCAAAUAAAACUACAAUUGGAUCCGAGACUGCAGAAAAUGCUGGAGGAGGACGAUGUCUCAUUAGAAGAUAUGAAGGCGAUGGAGCUGUUACUCAAAAAUAAACCUGAAGUCGAAGAGAGAAAGGAUGAAUCAGAAUGGAAAUUUUUGCUAAAAUCAAAAUCCUCAAAGCGCGCCCUAGCCACCUGCCUCAUCAUCAUGUGUAUAACCAUCAUGAUGGGCUCCAUAGUGAUGCAAGUCUACGCGGAGCCGCUCUUCAAGGAAGCCGUUCCGACCAUCAACGCUAACAAGCUGUCCAUAUUCCUCGCCUUAGACUUCAUCAUCGCUAGUGCGCUGUGUUCGGUCUGCGUGGACAAAUUCGGGAGAAAGCCGCUCAUGACGAUAACCGCAGCCGGUGCAGGCGUCUGCACCUUCCUCCUUGGGACCCAAAUCAAGUACCGAUGGGCCCCCGACUGGUCGACAGCCUUCAUCGUCUACCUGUACUCCUUCAUUUACAAUUUAGGAGCGGCUGUGGUGCCGUUCAUUUUGCCCGCUGAAAUGUUUCUGCCAGAAGUCCGCGGUCUCUGCAACAGCAUCAUCAUGGCGUGCAUGUGGAUCACCAACUUCGUGUCCCUCAUCAUCUUCAACCCACUAGUAGACUGCCUGGGCCUAGGCAUAGUCUUCUGCUGCUUCGCCAUUACCUGCUUCCUAGGCGCUCUCUACAGUCACUUCUAUCUCCCAGAGACGAAAGGCCUACCCGCCGACGCCAUUCAGCUUCUAUUUUUGAAAAAGAAAAAAGUUGUUGUCGCUGCUUAAGUUAUUUUUUUUUUCUUGCCAGUAUUUGGCCGAGUUUGCAUUUGUUGUUU